Pyrenophora tritici-repentis Pt-1C-BFP is the source of this 2232-nucleotide messenger RNA. RefSeq names its product Tymo-45kd-70kd multi-domain protein. NCBI's taxonomy places the organism in Eukaryota, Fungi, Ascomycota, Dothideomycetes, Pleosporales, Pleosporaceae. The record is from RefSeq and is a predicted model, not a curated record.
AUGGGCAGCGGCCGCGGCGGCGCCAACAAAGAAGUUGUCCGCAACUUUGGAGGAGGCUCGUCUCUCCAAGGUGAGCAAACACCAACCCCCAUGGAGGAUGACAAUUGGGAUCGUGCAGUUGCGCUUGAAAGCGACAACAAAGAUCUCAGCCGAAAAAAUGUUGCACUCAAGAACGAAAAUGCUAAUUUGGAAAAGGAGCUACGGGAGACCAAGCACCAGCUCCAGCAGAGCGACGACCAGCUCAGCCAGCUGAGGGCAAAGCUCGAGGUCCUUGAGGUCCAACACAAGAGGACGGUUGAGGACCUGUCUGACGAGAAAGCCGCUCAUGUGGACGCCAACACCACCAUCGACCGCCUCUUCGCUGAGAACGAGCGAGCACAAGCCGCUCGCCAGAGCGCCAUCAAGGAGCGAGAUGACGCGCUUUCACAAAGCCUUACCCUCCACCAGCAGCUCGGAGACAUCACAGCACAGUGGCAGGACCUGGACGAGAAGAACAACCAGCUGAUGGAAGAACUGGAAACUACGCAAGAAAUCGCAGAUUCGGCUGCCGAGCUCGAGCACGACCUGAAGAAGCUGCGCGAGGAACACAUUGACCAGGAUCGCGAGAUUCUUGUCAAGAAUGAGCGCAUCGAGAACCUCGAGCAGCAGAUCCAGAAGGCGAACAAGCGUCUCUUGGAGAUGGCGGAUGAAAAAGCUCGCGCUGCUGCUGCCUCUCCCACCGACGACAACCGCCAUAUCGGCUCCCUUGGCGACUCUCUCGAAGACGAGCUGUCCGGUCUAGACAGCGAGUCGUACUACGAGCCUGAGUUCAACGAGUACUCCGCUAUCACCGAGAUCAGCACCCAGCCCAUUGAGCCCGCUCGCGCUCCGCCCUCGUCCAUCCACACACAAGAAGCCUCCAGCGUUGCGCCUGUCGCUGCACCUGCACCCACACUGACUGUCUACGUCGGGGAUGCCGCCAACACUCAGCCCAUCCAGCCCACUCGCGCCCCAGCUUCCACCGUCCACGUACAGGAGGUUGCCAACUAUGCGCCCGUCGAGCCCGCACGCGCUCCAGCCUCCGCGAUUACAGAGUACGAGUCGAUCAGCGUUGCGCCUGUUGCUGCACGCAUUCCCACACAGAGCGUACACUACAACGAUGCUGCGAGUACCACACCCAUCGAACCUACUCGCGCUCCCUCUACCAUCUUCGAGCAAGAGGUUGCCAGCUUUGCACCCGUCGAGCCUGACCGCGUUCCCUCUGCAGUCACCGAAUACGAGGUUGCUAGCUUCGCGCCUGUCGAACCCACGCGUGCACUCUCCACCGUCACCGAGCACGAGAUUGCCAACUUUGCGCCCAUUGAACCCACGCGCAUACUCUCUACCAUCACCGAACAAGAGGUUUUCAGCUUUGCGCCUAUUGAGUCUCCUCGCGUUCUCUCUACCAUUGCUGAGUACGCGGGUGCCAGUACUGAGCCUGUAGAGCCUGCCCGCGCUCACUCCACCUUUACCCAACAAGAGGUCGUUAGCGUUGCGCCGGUGCAACCCAGCCUUCCGACGCUCUCAUUGAGUAUCGCGGAAGCUGCUAACACAAGUCCGAGGGUUCGCCAGAUCACGACAACAGACUUGUCUACCCAGACCGUUGAGCCUCAACAAACGCCUGUUAGUACGCGAGGCACCCAGACUAGGUCCAUCACACCUUCGGUGCCCAACAACUACAUCGAUUCCGUCAUGAUCACUCAUGAGAUCGAGCCUGUCGCACAGUCGGUUAUAACGUCCUCGCCUACAGCUAGCACUAGCGUUCAGACCGAGCAGACGGACACACAGUCGGUUGUAACGUCCUCGCCUACCACUAGCAUUGGCGUUCAGACCACCGGGGAGUCGGACACCGAGGAGACGGUCAUUAUCGAGAAUCCAGUCGUCACUUCUCCCACCACGGUCAAAUUGGGUAAGAAGCGCAGCUCCCUCGUCUGGUUCUUCGGAGUGCUUGACGUUAUCCUCAGCAUCUACUGCUUUUACAUCUUUUCCGAAUUGGCCUACUGGAAGAACGCAAACGGUUAUGGCUUCGGCGACGGCUACGGCAAUGUGGCUAGCCGCAGCGGCGCUUUCGGAAACGGCCGUCAUCUCUUUGGCAUCCCCCUGGGCAUGACCGUCGGCAACUCGUGGAUCUCGGAAUCUGUCGCCAGACACAUGUCAGCUGCCAUCUCUCGCAUCGAAGACUGGGCUGGUAUCGCGUAUGAACCUCACUACUGA